GUGUAGGUAACCGGUCCUUAAAAAAUGCGUAAAGUGGGCAACCGGAGCGAACCACCGCCACUGACCCAAUCAACAGAUAACUUCCACCACCACAGUACCACCCUUCUCCUCUCUCAACCGUCGUCAUCUCCUGCCUCAACAAAGGCAGCACACGAUCACACCACCACGCACCUCAAGCAGCCCCCAGCAACAUCCACCGCCAGCUACCACAUCAACUCUUCCCACAGCCACGAUCCAUUACUGGUAGCAUCUACCGCUCUUUGCUUUGGGUCGAAUCAACCAGGUUUCACUAAGGCUGUUGGUUCAGAGUUGGUGAAGGCCAUCAGAGUCAUUCACUGCAGUUGUUAAUGUUUUCAACAGCCAUGUCAUCCAGCUCAAGCACUGCUGCAGUCAGCAGGGCCUCGCCAGAGGAGCACUUCUGGCAACUUACAGCUGAGGAAUCAUCGUCGUCAUUGAGUGAGGCGUUGCCUUUCUCCUCUGGAAACCCUAGGAUUGAAGAGACACGAGGCGUCAUGCACCUUUUCUCCAAUGAUGCUGUUUCGGAUCUCCCUGUCAGAAGGAAACCUCUUGUGGCUGUGAUUGGAGUGCCAAACCACAUGACUUAUGCUGAUUUCUGCCAGUUUUGUGCUUCUUUUAUUCACCACAUUUUGGAGAUGCGAAUUAUUAGGUUAGAUGGAAUGGAGGAUCAGUAUAGUAUACUUACAAGAUUUGACACUCAAGACUCUACUGAUAAAUUCUACCUUCAUUUCAAUGGUAGACAAUAUAAUUCUUUGGAGGAAGAAGUGUGCCAGGUGCUUUUCACAGUUGAUGUCCAGUUCACUGGUUACAGUGGUUCACUCGAACACUCUCAGCCAUCUACAAGAAGCACAGCUGAACAGCCGUCAUGUCCAGUUUGUCUUGAGAGACUAGACCAAGACAUGGGUGGAAUUCUUACAACUAUCUGUAACCAUUCUUUUCACUGCUCUUGCAUUUCAAAAUGGACAGACUCUUCUUGUCCGGUUUGCCGAUAUUGCCAGCAACAACCUGAAAAAUCAAUUUGUAUUGUAUGUCAAACUUCUGAGAAUCUAUGGAUUUGUGUUUUAUGUGGUUUUGUCGGCUGUGGCAGGUAUAAAGGAGGACAUGCCAUACAACAUUGGAAAGAAACACAACACUGCUAUUCUCUUGAAUUGGACACACAACGUGUGUGGGAUUAUGUUGGUGACAAUUAUGUUCACCGACUGAUUCAAUCAAAAACUGAUGGGAAGUUAGUUGAGUUGAAUUCCCCCAAUGUGCAUGCUUAUGAUGGUUGUGGAGGUUGUGACUGUGCAGACUCUGGAGUUAGUGAGGCUCUUUUGAACAGCAAAGUUGAAGCAAUUGUCAACGAGUACAAUGAACUCCUUGCAACUCAACUUGAGAACCAAAAUCUUUUUUUUGGGACCUUGCUGGAAGAAGUUGAAGAAGAAACUGAAAGGGGAAUUUCUAAAGCUGUUAAGAAGGCUAUUUCUCAAAAACUACAGAAGUUUCAGGCCAAGCUGGAUAGAUGUAUAAAAGAGAAGAAAUUCCUUGAUGAUCUCAAUGAGAAUUUAGUGAAAAAUCAGGAGAUAUGGAAGGCAAAGAUAUCGGAAAUUGAAGAGAGGGAGAAAAUGGCUUUGAAAAUAAAGGACGAUAAAAUUCAGGACCUGGAAGAACAGCUUAGGGAUUUGAUGGUGUCCCUGGAAGCGGGAAGCACGGUGGAGCAGCUAUGUAUAUCGAAUGAACUCAAGGAUGAAGCUUUCUUGCCAAUAUUAGUGGAAUCGUCUUCAGGGAAGAGUCCCAAGGGGGGCAAAAAGGCUAAUAACCAGAGAAAAAGCUGAGGGUGGCAGAAUUUGCUGUAUCAACCUGUCUUUUAUAUUUCAUGGCAUUCCACCUCAAAUUUUGCUAGUUGAGGGGUUCCACGGAGGAUCAGGCCUUCGUGGUGCAAACCUUCUUGUGCAGUCCUGGUGUCGUAAUUUGUGACUCGCAGCGUAAUUACUUGUGGCGGAUUACAAUCAAUGAGUUUGUGUAGAUUUGUAUUUGGAGGUCAAAAUGUGAUGUGAAUAGAGUUAUUAGUCUCUUUGUUCCGAAAAGAAAAUGUUUUGUAUGAUCCUACAGAUUUUUUAAAAAAUAAGUAAUAAAUCCUGUCACAUUAAUUAAUUAAA
This is a messenger RNA of Populus nigra (black poplar), 2156 nucleotides long. Its product is annotated as BRAP2 RING ZnF UBP domain-containing protein 2-like. The coding region runs from base 348 to 1832 and encodes 494 amino acids. Gene Ontology annotation, molecular function: ubiquitin protein ligase activity; zinc ion binding. The record is from RefSeq and is a predicted model, not a curated record. Gene Ontology annotation, cellular component: cytoplasm. The transcript is spliced from 13 exons. Lineage: Eukaryota; Viridiplantae; Streptophyta; Magnoliopsida; Malpighiales; Salicaceae. Gene Ontology annotation, biological process: Ras protein signal transduction; protein ubiquitination.